AUGUCUUUGGGCCAACCACAUAGCGUGGUCAAUCCUCAAAAUGGUGAAUUACAAAGCAAAAUAAUUGAAGGUUCACAAGUCAAAGAUGACAGUAUAGAAAGCUCUCAAAAAGAGCAUCAACCAGUGUCAAACGAUCAAAUGGAUGUUGAUAAUAAACCUGAGCUUCAAUCUGAGAAACCUAAAAUAACACCAACUUCAUCAAGUGAAUCAACACAAACUUUAGACUUCAAAAACAAAAAUGCAAGAGAUGUUAAAAAAGAUGUGACUAUCUUACCGACAAAUACAAAAGGUUUACAUACCGUUUUUAUACAUAAAUUAUACAAUAUGUUGGAAGAUGAUGAUUUAAAACAUUUGAUAUGGUGGUCCUCAACUAAUGAAUCAUUCGUUAUUGCACCAGGUGAAGAGUUUAGUAAAGCUUUGGCACAAUAUUUCAAGCAUACAAAUGUUGCAUCUUUUGUUCGUCAAUUAAACAUGUAUGGAUUCCAUAAAGUUAGUGAUGGUUCAACUUCUGAUACAAAUGAUGUUACGUUAUGGGAAUUUCGUCAUAGUUCAGGAAGUUUUAGAAAAGGUGAUAUCGAUAGUUUAAAGUCUAUUAAAAGAAGGUCAUCAAAGCAUACUUCAAAAUCAAUCACUUCUAAUAAUGAAUACUCUGAUAAUGAAGGAAUUCAAUCAGAAAGAAGUAAUUCUUUAGUCGAUUCACAAGGUGAAACCCCUGUUGAUCCAGUUUUAAAUGUUAGACUCGCUGAACUUGGUCACAAUUUGGCUGCUUUAAGACAUGAACAUGCUAGAUUACAAUUAAGAUACGAUACAGCUAUAGAUGACUUAAGAAAAACAAAUCUAGAUAUGGUAUAUUUAUUAGAUCUUGUGCAAAAACUUGUACGUACUUCAAAUGAGGAAAAUCAAUCAAAAGAUACACAAACCAACUCAUCUCAGUCAACACAUAACCGUUUAUCAAGUCCAGUAACGCAUCAAAUUAGAAAAAUUGAUGAAGACCCUUUACCAUCACCAGGAACUGCGCCAAAUGAUCAUCAUUCUGAUCAAGUUGAUGAAAUUGAGCAUGAUAUUGCAAGAUUCAGAGCUUCAAUAAUACAGAGAGCUGCUUCAAGAGAUGUUGACCAGUAUUCUGUUUCAUUUGCACCAUCUUAUCAAUUGAAUCCAAGAACUUCACAACCCCAUGUUCAACCCCCACCACCGCCACCACCAAGAUCAUCAACUCCUAGUGGUACGCAGGAGACUUAUCCUUAUCCAUAUCCACAAAAUCAACCAGGAGCUGCUCCACAGCAACAUCCAGGUCCACCACCAUUUCACCAACCACCUCAACAGCAUUUACCGCCUCAUUUACAACAACAGAAUCAUCAUCAAUUACAAGUACCCGGCCCUCAAAUAGUUCAAGAUCCUUUCCAUGCAGAUAGAAAAGCAUCGAAUUCUUCAUCCUCAAAAUCAAGAAAUAUGUCAAUCUUAUAUGAUCCUUUGGCUCCUGCUGGGCCAGGUGGUGCUGCUAUUUCGCCUGCAAGCCAAGGCUCUUACAAUAGAAGUUCUGUGUCUGGACAUCUUUCUAAUACUGAUACUAAUAUAACCUCACCAACAAUUGCUCAGAAUAGUUAUUUCCCUGAUUAUAAUACUUUGCAAAGAUCACAUUCACCACAUCAAGUUGUUAGAGAUCAAAGAGCUGGUUCUUUCCCAGGUAUCGCACCAGGUAUUCAAAAUACAAUGAGAGCAGAUGGUUUAAUGAGAAAAAGACAUAGUUCUAAUGAUGCUACUGAAUUUUCAAGAGUUCAAGAAUUUAAUUUCAACAAUCCACCAAGAAGUAUACCAAUUUCAAGACCUGAAGAUACUAUUCAUCAAAAUAAUGAGCCAAGAAAAUCUGCAAGUGCUACAAGUUUAACUUCUCUUAGAACAAAUCAUAGUCAUGAAAAUUUGAAAAGUUUAGAUAAUAGUGGGGCUCCUUUCAAUCCAAAUAAGCCUCAACAACAACUACAACAACCAUAUUAUCCAUCACCUCAAUUACAUCAACAGCAGCAACAGCAGCAACAGCAAGGUACAUCUGGAUCAGGAGUAUAUGCCCUUCUUAAUCCUAGUGACCAAGGAAGACCAAUUCCAAAAAAAUCAAGAAACGCUUGA
Molecule: messenger RNA, 2121 nt
Organism: Hansenula ciferrii
Lineage: Eukaryota; Fungi; Ascomycota; Saccharomycetes; Phaffomycetales; Wickerhamomycetaceae
Gene: SFL1
Product: Sfl1p
Exons: 1
Coding region: 1-2121 (706 amino acids)
Biological process (GO): regulation of DNA-templated transcription
Molecular function (GO): DNA-binding transcription factor activity; sequence-specific DNA binding
Source: RefSeq, a predicted model, not a curated record